GUAUUGGUCGUGGGUUAUUCAGAAAACCCGAGCAAAAUGCUACGGACGUUGGUGGUUUUGGUUUUCUCCUGUCCAUCCAUAGUGUUUACGAACCAAACAAUUUUGGAACUCAGUAAAAAUGUCUCUUAUAUCGACAUGAACUACAUGUCGUCUUCAGCCCCACAACACGAUGACGACGGAGUUUUGCAGACCACAGAGCGUUUGCCUGAUCAAUGGGUGUCUGACUUGUUUUAUCGAGCGUUGACGAACUUUAGGAUACAAAAGGGCGUCGGUUCGUCGGCCUGUCAAAAGCAGACUCAAAUAUACGUUAGUCAUUUGAAAAACAACUCUUAUUGGGCAGUGAAAAUGUACGAUUCUUGGAGCCGAUAUCCAAAUGGAAUUUUAGUCGGUAAAACGCAUCAAAUGGGAGUGUACAGAGAGUGUAUCGACGUGCAUCAACCUAUGCAAGGGCAGUAUUGCAUGACAACUACAAAGCUCAAGACAGUCGACGGUGCAGAUCCAGUAGACUUGAAAAAAAAAGAUGAAAUGGAAAGUUAUGAUCAUGCUUGGAACGAAAUACUCGGCUUUAUCGAUUACAACGACCGAUAUCAUAGAAACGAAGUGAAAAUAGGCAUAUGCAUACCGGAAUCUUGUACCGCCGAAAAUCUUGAGAUAUCGUUACAGAACGAGCUCGACCGCGUAUUUUUGCCUUACCGUGUACAGCCCAAAGUCAAUGUCGACCCUAUGUUGUGUUCCACAGAUAAGAACAUGUACCCGUACGAUACCGGAUAUUAUGUCAUCAGAUCCGUAAUGUAUUUAUUGCUGAUAAUCUGUGCCGUCUCUACAUUAAUUCACUGUACAGUAAUGACUAUAAAAAAAGAAAAAACUAAUACCUUACCAAAAUACGUCUUUUGGUUCUCAGUUAUCCAUAAUGGCAGGAACUUAAUCAAACACAAUAAAAACAACGAGCUGAAUAUUUUUAAUGGUAUAAAAGUAUUUACGAUGGUGUUGAUAUUAUUUGGCCAUAGAUUCAUAGUUCAUUCAGCGACUCCCAUAUUGUACACAUUGAACAAUGAAAGGAUUUACAGAAUCGGACCAGACAUUUUACUGACGUGUAUGAAUUUAGUAGACCCUUUUUUCUACAUAACUGGUUUUCUCAUGUAUGUCAUGAUUAAGCCAGAGCUAGUUAAACGCGGAACCGGUUGGAUACAGAUACCGAUGAUAGUAUUUUAUAAGUACAUGAGGAUUCUACCGGCCUAUGGAGCCAUGAUGUUACUGACGGCGUUUUACAUACCCUAUAUGUUUAAUGGACCGUUAUGGGCGUCUAAAAUGUGGCCUGAGGCAGAAAAAUGUAAAAAAUUAUGGUGGACAAAUGUGUUGGCAAUCAGUAACUUCGUAGACGUCGACGACCAAUGUCUCAUAGUCGGAUGGUACAUUUCAUGUUUGGUUCAAUUCAUGAUCAUCGGUACCAUACUCAUCAACAUUUGCGUGAAGUACCGAAAAAUCGGAGUGGGAAUCGUAAGCGUAUGUCUGUGUGUAUCGUUAGCCAUACCGUUUGUUUCGACUUACGUCACCAGAUCAUACGCUAUAAUCAGAGUGCUGAUACCAUUUCUCAUGAACCCCAGCACUUCCUAUGAGUACCAGAAGUUUUACAGGCCUUUUUACAUGAGAGGUAUUCCGUUUUACACUGGACUUCUUGCGGGAAUUAUAGUCGAAGAACUGAAGAAAAGAGAAAUCAAACCAUCCAAAUUCAUCGUUUACAUUUGGACAUUUAUCAUAACCGCCGUGUGCUUUUAUGUCCAAUAUUAUGCUUCGGAGUUUUACGACAGACAAAGACCUUAUAAUGUCAUGGAACAAGCUACGUAUGCCAUUCUCAAACAUUGUACAUGGACGUUUAUGCUAUUCUGGAUCACUAUUUGUUACUUUACAUCGGGUUAUGGUCCAAUUGAAAAGGUGUUCAAUAACAGGCUUAUGACCCCAUUGAGUAGAUUGUCUUACGUAGUAUAUUUGGUGAAUAUCCCGAUAAUGAUGAUAAUGGAAUACAGACAAUCCUCAAUGAUUUCUCCUACUUCGGAAGUAUGGUUGGAUGGUUGGAUAGUUGGUGCAUAUAGAACGUAUAUUGCUGGUAUCACGUUGUACUUCACCGUCGAAGCACCAUUUAAUACAAUAAUAAAAACCAUAUUUUUUGGCAGUGGUGAAAAGGAUAAAGAUUCUGAUAAACGAAAAAAUUCCAUAACUGAACAUACAACGAACGAUUCACGUCUAUAAUGUGAAAAUCAAUUGUAAAUUAUUAUUGUAAUCUCUGAACUUUCAUUAGUAUAUAAAGAGGAAAAUCUACUUUGAAUAGCGUUAAUACGUAUUACAUCCAGGGUUAGCCUACCCAGUAACCACGGAAGUAGGGCCCGGGAUUUGUGCUUAUGCAUUUCCGUGUUCUUUAUGGAAUCAUAUACUCUCGCCACUGGAUUGUGAUUAUAAUAUCAUAUAAAAUGUAAAAUUAAUGUUAUAUUUUAUUAAUUAAAUACAAUUCGUGUUAUUAUAUACGUUUUUUU
Molecule: messenger RNA, 2528 nt
Organism: Aphis gossypii (cotton aphid)
Lineage: Eukaryota; Metazoa; Arthropoda; Insecta; Hemiptera; Aphididae
Product: nose resistant to fluoxetine protein 6-like
Exons: 13
Coding region: 37-2247 (736 amino acids)
Molecular function (GO): acyltransferase activity, transferring groups other than amino-acyl groups
Source: RefSeq, a predicted model, not a curated record